GACUCCAUUGAGCGAAGCCUUGCGCACGCGCAGGGGGGGGGGGACUCCACGCACCAGUCAGCACCGCCGACCGACGGGCAACGCGCGCGCGCCACAACUUUCAAAAACCGAACUUUUAUUCCGAUUUCGAAAACUUUUUCUUCCAGACCCGAACGUUUGUGUGCCAGUAUUUUCGUUCAGUGCUAAAGUGCGUAAAAAGUAUUUCCCAUAAGUGAUUGUGUUCAACCAGUACUUACCAAUGUUUGUGUGCAACACCUAUGUCAUUGAAUGAAGUACUUCGACCAGUUGCAGCGAGCGAAAAUGUGACUGUUCAAGCGCGGGGAAACGUGAAAAUGGCUGUAGAGAACGUUCUCGCGUGAAUCAGGAUUUUGUUAGAGAAAAUGCGGGUGUUUAGUGGGAUUGUGCUGGUGGGUUUCGCGUGUGCUGUGAUCGUACAAUUGUCAGUAUGUGAGGAGGUGGAUGUGUCCGAGGAGGCUGGCAGCAGUCAGGAGGCCAAGAGCGAGGAACAGGAUCCAAGGAAGGAUGGGAAGGCCGGCCUUAUAUCAGGCUCCGGUCGGCGCACCACCACGCAGUCCAGUGCCAACGCGACGCGGGACUCGCAGCUACUGUCGGUGCUCGCGGCGCGCCGGCGGCUGCUGCUGCACGGGCGGUUGGCUACGCACAUCAACACGCUCGCCUCGCUGGCGCAUAAGAGCAAUCGGACUAACACAACGUUUGCUCAGUUAGAAGUAAGAGACUCAAACAGCUCCGUUGUCAAAAGGAUCACAUUUGAGAACAACAGUAACGACUUUUCACCGACACUGAAACUUGUCACUACCGACGGCUCUACAGAAAUACGACAAGACGUUAAGCCGCACGAACUAAGACAUCUAUUUAUACCGAAGGUAUACCACGACAACAGAAGCAGAGCUGGGUUUCUAAAUAAUAGAAGGAAAGAGGCUGCCAAUGCAUCAAAAGCUAACAGCACGAGUCACAAAACAGCAUCGGAGAAUAAUGGAGCUGUAUAUAUCCCACCAGAGAAACUAGAAGGAUUAGACAAAGAGAUUGAGCUUGACCCGGAAGAAGAAUUCCAAGUAGAUGAGUCUAACCAUGGGCUUUAUCUGUUGAAUUAUUCCGAUGCAGACAAUGUGACUAUCAAUCAGGAAUUAAAUAAAACUGUAAAUUCUAAUGAUACCAAAGAUACAACUACAAUCAAAAUAGAAACAUCAUCUUUAAAUACAACACCGAAAGAAAGUGCCACUCCAGAAGUCACCAGCAGUAAAGACGAAAAAUUGAGUAUAAAUUCAGUCACAAACAAUACUGAAAAUAAGAAUACUAAACUUUUAAAAGUUGAAAAUGAAAAAGAUAAAACUAGCAAUACAACUCUUUUUAUGUCAGAUGAAAUUUACAACCACUUUCGGCCUCUAGAAACUGAAUUAAAUGCAGAAGAUAUGGCUCCAUUUAUAUAUUUUGGACAAAAACUGGGAGGGCAAGUCAUAAAUGAUAAUUUAACUAAUUUACCUUCACUAUCAGCUUCUACAAAAGCGGUAAACUUUAUUAUAGCACCAUCAGAUAAAAGAAAAUUUAAUUCGAGAUACUCAGCAACGGAAAAGUAUCAAAACUCAAGUGUCGAUGAAGAAGAGAUCAAUGAAGACAUGGAUGUGGCAGUUGUUAAGAAUGUUAUUGAAAAGAAUAAAAUUAGAAACUCGGUUAAAGGCUCUGCUCCUGGUAGACAUGUCGGUUUAGUUAAUGCUUAUAGGAAAUAUACAACUGUAUCGACUUCAAAGCCACCAAGCAUAGCUCAAUUAAACGUAACUGAAAAAAUCAUAAGCGUAACACCUAGUACUAUAGAUAGAAGUAAAGUAAAUAACCGAACUAGUAAUGCCAGUAUAAAGGAAACUAUUAAUAAAACGAAUAUUUCUAAUUCUACGGAUAUUACCAUCGAAUUUAAUACGACCAAUGGUACUGAUACAACAUCUACAAAUAAAAUCAAUUCUACAACUAAUGCAGCUCCUAGAAAUUACACAAGAAACUAUCACAAUGUAAGACGGCGCCCAUCAAAAAUCACUGCUGCAUCGAAUUCGGAAAGUCUAAUACCGAUUAUUGUAGUAAACGCCACGACAGAGAAAGCGUCAACUUUAGUUUACACUGCUGUCGUAACAUCAGUUUCGAUAACAUCUUCUAUGAAAGGCAAGAAUGCUACAGAUACGAACAACGGAACCAUUGAUGAACCUACCAAUUUGACUGAUAAUAAUAUUCCAAAAGCAAUUCUAUUGAAUGUUAGUGAAAGCACUCCUUCAAUACCUACGCCAACUAUUCAAACAACAACAAAAUCUAACAAACAUAGAAUAAGGAUUCGAACAACUACUACUGAAAGCAGUUUGAACAGUUCUCCUUUAGUUUACAUGCAUAAAGCUACUGAAUCACCAAUUUUAAGCGAAAUAACCACAAAAAGUGUAACCGAUCUGAAGAAUGAAGCAACUGCAUCUAGAAUAUCAGAGAGACUACAAUCUCUUUACGGUAAUAAACCAGAAAUAGACAAUUCAACGGAUUCAAGUACGAUACGACCCAAGAAUAUAUUGAACAGGAGAAGAAGACCUACAACUGUAAGCACUACUACAACUCAAUCAACGACCACUCCGUUCCCUUCAACUUCUUACAGUACAACUGAGAGACCUGUUGCUACCACGUCCAGCAAACCAUCUGUUACAUCCAGCUUCACCACAACUACAGAAAAAGCAGAUUCAACAGAAAAUACAUUCCAGCCUUUUAUAGUUACCUCAAGAACUUCAUCUAAAUCUAGCUCAAAACCGUUGCUAAAGCCGUCAAAUGCAGUAAACUCUUCCCUCACAAAUAACACGAAAUUGUUCCAAAAUUCGGGCGCAGAUAAAGAAGACGAGAGUUCCAGAGAAGAAGUGGUAAUUGAAGCCGAAAAGACUUAUACAGCGUCAUACGUUUUGGCGGGCAUCGGAUUUCUCCCAGUUGCAGCUAUAAUAGCAUUUGUACUUCGAAGUAUUUUGAAUAAGAAAACUAAAGAGCUAGACACUGAUUAUGAUGGAUAUUUUGAAGAUAGUGACAUAAAGAAAGAAAAUCCUAUUAUUCCUGUAGCAAGACCUCCAAUGCCUCCGCCAUCGAAGCCCGAUCAGAAAUGGGAGUUCCCGAGAAAUAAGUUGAGACUACAAACUUUGUUGGGACAAGGAAACUUCGGACAGGUGUGGAAAGCAGAAGCGGACGACCUCACAGGCCACGACGGACUGACACGACUGGUAGCAGUCAAGAGCAUCAAGGAGACGGCCUCACAGAAGGAGAAGCAGGAGUUGCUGCACGAGAUCUACGUCAUGCAGAAGAUAGGGACGCAUCCUAAUGUGGUUACACUGCUCGCUUGCUGCACUGAACAAGAGCCCUAUCUCCUCAUAAUGGAGUACGUGAUGUGCGGCAAGCUGCUCACCUACCUGCGUGAGCGGCGCUCCCGCCCGGACCGGUUCAGCGGCAGUGGCGCCCUCACUUCGAGAGAUCUUACUGUGUUCGCGUACUGCGUGGCUCGCGGCAUGGACUAUAUUGCUUCUAAGGGGAUCGUGCACCGCGACCUGGCCGCCCGCAACGUGCUGGUCGACCACAACAAGCUCUGCAAGAUCGCAGACUUCGGCAUGUCCAGAGAGGUGUCAGGCAACGAGGAGCGCGCCAAGCAGCGCCACGCGCUGCCGGUGCGCUGGAUGGCGCCUGAGGCGCUGCUGUACAACGUGUACAACCACGAGACCGACGUGUGGGCCUACGGGAUACUGCUGUGGGAGAUAGUCACGCUUGGUUCAACACCAUACGCAGCGAUGACAGGCCGAGAAGUGCUGGCAGCCGUCACAGAAGGCUACCGGCUAGAGCGCCCACCGCACUGCAAGCCGCAACUCUACCGAGCCAUGCAUUCCUGCUGGCAUUCAGACCCGACGCAGAGACCGUCCUUUGCGACCAUCAAGUCUCAGCUAGCGGAGCUGCUGGACAAUGAGCCAGCUGAAGGGAAUUAUGUGGAUCUGGAUUCUUUCUAUCAGGAGUCGUCGGUGUAUAGCGACCCGUCGGCCAUCAUACAUGAUGAGGAGGGGUUGUCGGCCGAGUAUGAUAGAGAAAGACGGGUGUUUAGAGAACUGGCGACGACCCCCACAAAGUACGACAACCGAGCCUUCAGCUUCCGCGACGAGGACCUGCGCAAGUUCGGAGUAGGCACUCCGCGCAUGGGCGGCUUCGGCAUUCGGGACGUGCCCUUCAACGGAGACUUCAACGAACGGUUCAAUGACCCCAACUUCACCGAGAGGAAAGACGGGAAACUAUCCACUUCCAGCUUCCACAGAGAGAGAGAAAGAGAUAACACGUUGGUCAGCAGAAAUAGCUUCAGUGGGUUCCCAAGAAUCAACUCUAGAGAUCCACAUUUUCAGUUGAUAUCUGAAGGCCGCAACAAGAGAGUGCCCGAGUUCGAGUGUGAUAUUUAAACUUGAGUUUUCUAUUCGAGAAUACGUAAAUUGGAGUUCCGAGUCGAUUUUUGGCAGUUUUCUUUCGCACAGUGUGAAUACAUGACAUGAACUCUUUACUUUUAAGUUCAAUUUCAAUCAGACUUGAAAUUCUGCAACUUAAAAACGUAAUUGUAUUGUUGUAAAUAGUUGUUAUUUAUGUACCACAGGUUUAUAUGUUUAUGUGUACUUAUUGUAUAGAGAUUUUAUUGAGUAGGAUUAUAAUUAUAUGUAAAUAAAUAUGAAAGGUAUUAAUUGUAAACCAUUGAAGAUAUUAUGCAGUAGUGUAAUGUUUAUAACGACUGGAAUAAAUUGUAAAUAUUGCUUAUAAGUUUAGAUUUUGAUAUUGUGUUCGUGGGUUUUGAUUUUAAAUCGCAGUUUAUUUUCAUUAAAUGGUGCAAUUUUUUGGUUUCACUUUAAAAUGUUUUCAAUGUAAGAUUUUAUAUAACUCUGGUGCUACAUUUUUAUGAGUAGUUUAUUAAAUGUUAACAAAAAUGUUUUCUCUUUAAAGUACUAAGAAAUCUCUAUUUGUUACUGUUAUUUCUCAAUACUUUCAAAUCUCAGUUCAAUAUUACUUUCUAGUCUUUAAUAAUUGUACGAUAUUAAUGAAUUGAUGUAAGAUAUGAAUAUUAAAUGUUUGUGUGGAGUUUUUUUUAUAUGAAAAUAUAA
Molecule: messenger RNA, 5141 nt
Organism: Plutella xylostella (diamondback moth)
Lineage: Eukaryota; Metazoa; Arthropoda; Insecta; Lepidoptera; Plutellidae
Biological process (GO): cell surface receptor protein tyrosine kinase signaling pathway; positive regulation of kinase activity; protein phosphorylation
Cellular component (GO): plasma membrane; signaling receptor complex
Molecular function (GO): ATP binding; transmembrane receptor protein tyrosine kinase activity
Source: RefSeq, a predicted model, not a curated record